Messenger RNA from Cryptotermes secundus, 1635 nucleotides. RefSeq names its product esterase OVCA2. The coding region runs from base 133 to 1059 and encodes 308 amino acids. Lineage: Eukaryota; Metazoa; Arthropoda; Insecta; Blattodea; Kalotermitidae. The record is from RefSeq and is a predicted model, not a curated record. Gene Ontology annotation, biological process: response to retinoic acid. Gene Ontology annotation, cellular component: nucleus; cytoplasm. The transcript is spliced from 5 exons.
UGAAAUAUAGCAGCCGCCUAACAGUUGAAUUGGAACAGUCGCCGAAUUCAGUUGUAGCGAGCGAAUCGUGAACGCGGAAAGAAUAAUAUCGGAACGUGUGAUUAGAAGUGAUAGUGCGAGAAGAUAUUGAUAAUGACAUCACAGGAAAAUAAACUACUUAGGAUAUUGUGCCUCCAUGGAUAUGGUCAGAAUGGAGAAGUUUUCAGGCGGAAACUUGGGGGAGUGAGGAAAUUGCUGAAGAAAAAUGCAGAACUUAUUUUUGUGACAGCUCCUAAUAAAAUCCCGCCACCUGAAGAGCAUUCAGUUACUGAUGAGAAUGCACAGAUAAAUGAUGAGUAUGCUUGGUGGUUCACCACAGAGAACAGGAUGUUUGAUGCCAAGAAACCAUCUGAUAUUUGCUUGGGUUUUGAGAACAGUUUAGCCCUCAUCGAGAAAACCUUCGAAGAACUGGGGCCAUUCGAUGGUUUACUUGGAUUUUCCCAAGGAGCAGGCUUUGUAGGAAUCUUGUGUGGAAUGCAGCAAUCAAAUUGGUUGAAAUAUGAAUUCAGCUUUGCAAUAUUGGUAGGUGGAUUCAAGUCACAGUGUCAUCCUCACCUCAACUAUUACUUGAAAGCAUCAUCAAUACCAUCAUUACAUGUUUAUGGAGAAAAUGACAAAGUAAUCAGUAGGGAGAUGAGUGAGUUACUGCUUGAACAGUUCAGUCACGUGGAAAUCAGUGUUCAUCCUGGCGGGCACUAUGUCCCUGCUACUGGGCCACAGAAACAAAGCUACAUAAGUUUUCUGGAGGAUCGAAAACGUGAGAUAGAAAUUGAGAACAGAAAAAAGGCGAAACAAAUCCAAGUGGGGAGUUACACCCUGGAAAGGGUGGAAGAUUCCGGUUCAGAGCCUUCAGAGGAUGACAGACAUGCAAACUCUCAGGGUGGGGAUCACAGUGACAGUGUGUGCAAAGAGAAAGGUGUAAUGAAGGCAGAUAAGGAAGGGAUUUCAAAACAAACUAGCAGAAAAAUGAUGGACAGUAACACUCAUGAGGAUAUAGAAGUGUCCAGUAGCAGAAUCUAAAAGCAUGUGACUUUCAUCUUCUGGAUAUAACACUGUAGUCAAGUCAGAGUUAAAAGCUUUUGCUUGCUGCCUGCUUCAUGCUGGUUUCUUGCUUGGCUUACUCUUGAAACCUGAAGAUGGAGGUGAUAUGAUUGUGUGAAAUGUCAGCUGACUGAAAGUGGAACACAUGGUAUGACAUCCCAGAAGAUGGAGCUGUUCAUAACCACUACUGUGAGAACCUGAAAUUCUGGUCAUAAUAGUUAAGAUUGUUCUUAUGCUUUGACACACAAAUCUAAAGCCUUGAAGCUACACUUUGUGCAUAAGCACGAUUCACUGUCCUGACACUUGUAGCUUGGGAAUGUGACUAAUUGUGAGCUAGAGUUUUAUUUCCAGUGGGAGCAGUGAUUUUUUCUCUUUGCCAUUACAUCUGUAUGACUGUGUAGCCUGCCUAGCGCACUGGCCAGGGGGUUCUGGAAUCUGUGUGUUGCUAGUGCCAAGUGCAUCCUGUUCUUCCUAAGUCAUGUUGGUUGGUUGGUUGCUUGGCUUACUCUUUGACCAUGAAAAUGGAGGCAGUGUGUUCCUCCAAAUCAUCAAACC